AUGUCCAAAGCCUUCAUUGCAUCAUCGCUUCUGAUCCUCUCCACCUUUACCGACAUCACCUCGGCAUGUUUUGCAUCAGGUGUAUGUGGUGGAGGUUGUGCUCCACCUCCUCCUGCUCCAGUCUGUGGUGGAGGAUGCGGUGGAGGUUAUACUUGUGGUCACUACGGCUGUUACCGUGCCAGAGCACGUGCCGCUUCAGCUCGUACAUUGGCAGUGGACGGCCAUGAAAGAAAGCCAGCCAGCCCUGAUGAGAAAUUCAUGCAGUGCUGUAUUGAUAGAAAUCUCCCUGACUCAUGCCUGAACAAAUGCUCUUUCCGAACCUACACCAAGGCUGCCCUACAGGCCAUGUACUUCAAGCAGGAUUCCUGUCCCAUGCAAGCGGCCGCUGACAUUCAGUUCUGUGCUGCUCAGGGACGAGAUCACAGAGAAUGUUGUGCUAGAAAUGGUGUCACUACGACACUAGCUGGAUACAAGUGCAUGACCUUCUGCGACCAGCGUCCAGGAAAUGUCACUCAACUGGACUUCACCUAUUUGGCAUGCUACGAUCGUUUCGAGAACAUGAAGGCAUGUUUCUGGCACAAUAUCUCCCAGGAGAGUGCCACAGAAUCAGCAGCAGCAACGGCUGUCGAGGAGCAGCAACAGCCUGAGGAAUCGUUCUCGUUUGAUGAACGUCCACAAGCAUUCUCCGACAGUGUUGCGCCACGCCUGAAUCUCAGAUUAGGAGGAAGCUCUCGUACACUUCGCGCUAAAGUAUUCGACUGA
Molecule: messenger RNA, 762 nt
Organism: Haemonchus placei
Lineage: Eukaryota; Metazoa; Nematoda; Chromadorea; Rhabditida; Trichostrongylidae
Source: the annotation of a GenBank genome assembly